Molecule: messenger RNA, 2010 nt
Organism: Symbiodinium sp. CCMP2592
Lineage: Eukaryota; Dinophyceae; Suessiales; Symbiodiniaceae
Source: the annotation of a GenBank genome assembly
AUGGCAGAACUCAUGGACUCCGUGAUUGCGAAGGUUGCUGGGAAGGAAUGGCAGUUCCAGUCACUGCCACUUCCCCAAAUCGGCCACCUGUCCGACAUUGACGAUGCAAUUUCACUUCAGCAAUUCCUGUCGGCAUCCUGCCGCAGAUGUGACGGUGUCAAAACCACUACGCUGAUCUUUGACGUCCAUAUGAAAGUAGCGGAGUACGGUGGACUUGCUCGGUUGGGUGAACUGAUACAGCAGGGUGAGCUCACGGAUCUUCCUCCUUCGCUACGUGUCCAAGAACAACUCCCACCGGGCGCGAAGAUGGGGGUCAUCAUCCACAACCUCCAGGACGGCACCAUGAACAUCAUCAAAAUGUUUCACUUCCCCGAGAAGGUGGGCAUGCCUCAUGCCAAGAAGAUAUGCACAGGUGAUGUGUAUAUUCCUGUCUACAAAGCAGAGUCGGGGCCACACUCUGUGCGGAAGGCCAUCCAACACCUGUUGCAACGGCUGCCUGGGUUUCGAGUUCUUUGGAACAAUGUUUCAGAAAAGCAACCUGGAAUACGUCGUGCUCAGACGGCACAGUGGGCGCCAGAAGAUGAAGAACUCCGCAGAGGCAUAGACUACAUCAAUGACAACGCCCCAGAAGGUGAUGCUCGCAAUGAGCAAACUUUCUGGAUACUCAGCAACAUCCGGGAAGGCUCAGGGUCUCCUAUAAGCGGAUGGCCUGAGUCCAAGGUCCGCAACAUGUGUGUGAACAAAUCCCGCGGCAUUGCGGGUGCAUCACCAUGCUACGACUUUCCUUUGCAUACCUACAGUAUGAAACCCUUCCUGUCGGAUGUCCUCCUUCCCAUGAUCUACCCUCUCAUGGUCCUCCACGGCGUCAUUAUGAUAGGAUGGCCGGGUGUAGGCAAAACACCGGCCUUGAUUGUCAUGGGUCUUGCGAUGGGCCGACAUCACCUCAAGAGACUUGGUGUUGAAGGAGUACCGUCCUGGAGACGCGACAAGUCCUUAGAGAACUUCAGACAGCGAGUUCCUGUUCCGGGGGAAGCUCUUUUCUUGGAUGAUCCAAAUCGCAACAAGGUUGAUCUCGCGGACCUCAAGUCAUACCUGACAGCAGAAGAGGAUCAGACUUGUAGUGCACGCUACAAUGAUGUGAAGCUCAUGCGGGGGCAGCCACGCCUGUAUGCAGGAAAUCAUCUUGCCAAGGCCGAUGAGCCGGAAGCGGACUCUCGCACAACCAUCAAGCCUGAGGAGCUGUUGUGCCUGAUGCGCCACACGUUCCCGGAUGAGAAGGAUGCAGACAUCAUGGCGUGCUUGAAGAGGGCGGUGGUGUUCGUGUUUGGCAAGUAUGCCUUAUACCUUCGGCUCCCGUCUGAAUCGGCUGAGGCCAUGGUGCAUCGCAUUCAACGCGACGACCUGCAUCUUGACCUACUUGGUCCGCACGACAAGCAGUUCCUCUCGGAUUACAAGAGUGGGUACUCAUCCAAAGACCCGGAUUUUGCAAGCCAUGUCCAGCGAGAGCAGGACAUGAUCCAAGCAGCCUAUCAAAAGAUGAAAGACGCCGGGCACAUAAAGUCUUACUUGGAAAAGUGCGACCACGAAAUCCAACAGCACCUACUUCCUCGCAGAGCACUUGUCCGGCAUCUUCCGUCUUCUCCUUCUUCUGACGAAAAUGACAUUCCCGCAACAGUGCCAUUCUCUGUACAGCUAGCUGGCCACGACCAACCCCGCCGCCGCAUUACUAACUCGACGAGCUUCACCUAUGGCAACAAUCCGAAGCGCCGCUUGACCUCAAAGACUUCCUUGGGCCAUGGAGCUUCUAUGCCGUCCUCCUCGGCGUGUCCAGAGGAGCUUGCGACUGCAGCGGAAGAGUCGAUCAUUGAAGAGCCCUUGUCCGCAGCGCCUGUGCCUGAGCCGGAGCAGCAGCCUGAGGAGACUGAGGCUUACUCGAUCGGCGAUGAGAUGGACGUUGAUGACGGGGACAACGUUCCCGAUGAGGAGGCGGCGCGCUUUUUGCACGAGUAG